Messenger RNA from Vigna angularis (adzuki bean), 1090 nucleotides. RefSeq lists its product as uncharacterized. The coding region runs from base 311 to 829 and encodes 172 amino acids. NCBI's taxonomy places the organism in Eukaryota, Viridiplantae, Streptophyta, Magnoliopsida, Fabales, Fabaceae. The record is from RefSeq and is a predicted model, not a curated record. The transcript is spliced from 3 exons.
CCGUCAUUUUCUUAUUAUUGCACCGCAACCGCAUCGCAGUGUAUCUGAGUAACAACACGGUCGCUCCAAAUCUCAUAAAAAACACAAAAACAAACAAAACAAACCAUCCAUUCGUAUUACCAACUCAAUCGCACUCAUUUUCUCCCCUCUUCGAAAAUUCGAUCGAAUUCGAAAGCGAUGAAGUUGAAGCGUAAUAGGUAGUGGCGUCGCGUCUCGUGUGAAAAAGAACUAUCACAUACACUACCUGAAUUCACGUUAGGGAUUAAUAUUAUUAUCAUUAUUAUUAUUAAUUAACUAGAUCGAGAGAGAAAUGAAGGACGAGGAGGGGAUUCCGACCACCGCCGCGGUUGCGAAGAAGGAACCAUUGGAUUCGGGUUUGUUUGGGAAAGGGAAGUAUAAGUUUUGGGCAUUAGCGGCAAUUUUGCUUCUGGCAUUUUGGUCGAUGUUCACCGGCACCGUCUCCCUGCGCUGGUCCGGCACUCUGAAUUCCCUUUCCAACGACAUGGAUCCUCCCAUCCACGACGAUCUCGAUGUUCUCGAAAUGGAGGAGAGAGAGAAGGUGGUGAGGCAUAUGUGGGAUGUUUACACCAACAGUCGCAGGAUCAGGCUGCCGAGGUUCUGGCAGGAGGCUUUUGAGGCUGCCUAUGAGGAUUUGACGAAUGAUGUGGCUGAGGUCAGAGACGCUGCAAUUACCGAGAUAGCUAAGAUGUCUGUUCACUCCAUUCAAUUUGAUCCACCUCCUGUUAAAUCUACGAGUGCCCGAGAAUUCAGCAAGAGCCUUGAUCAAGCUGAUAAAGGAAAAGAAGCAACGUUGUCGAGACCUGCUUAGUUUUUAGUGUGUGGAACAUUCAAGCGUCUGACCUAUACUUGAAAAUGCUGGAGUGCUACUAGAAGAUUGAGAAGAGAUAGUGACAGACGACCUCACUCGAAUUUUCAUGUUUCCAUCACGGGGAUAAUCACUUAUUUUAUUAGGCUGUGGUUCUUUCUAAUUUAUUCAGUCUUCACGAAGUGAGGAGUGGUAAUUUGAACGACUUUUGAACAGACAAAGCCAACUGAGCAUCUAAAUUAUAAUUCUUCCAUGUUUUAUCAA